CAUCGUGUUGUUUUUUUACACAUUGGAGGCUGAUGUGUACCAAUCCUACUCUUUUUUACACAUUGUGUCACCCUUUCUUCCCUUUUCCUUGUCAUGGAUCCCAUUUAGGCCUAAACAAGGAAGAAGGAAAGCCUACGUCUUCGCUCAAAUUUGCAACAAAAAAUCGAAGACUCAUUUCUCAAAGAAAUCUUUGAAUUGAAUUCACUUUUGAGUGUGGGAUGAGAGUCAACUGAACUCUUUCUAGCGAAUCUCAAGAAAAUAUUAAAGCUUAUAAGAGCCUUUGCACAUUCAGUGUUGCAAUUGGUGGUGGGGUUCAAGGUGAAGGACAUAGUAAAGGAUACCAGGACGUUAUGAUUAAAAAUGUUUCCUACAAAAGAAUGUUAGCAAGCAUGCUUAGGCAUUUAAAGUCUUUGGCAGGUGAUGAUAGUAUUAGGGAUAUUAUGAGGAUUGUCAAAGAAGAGGUGGUAUGUGAGUUUUAAGUGGACCAUGAGGUUAAUUUUGUUGAAAUUGCUCCUCUAGCAAUAAGUUAGAUUGAUAAUAAUGUAGUUUAUAAGGAUUGGGGACCACAAAAUAGGGUAGGCUAGAAUGGUAACGAUGAAGUUAAUGAGGGAGAAAAGGAAGGUGACAUAAGGAAUAUAACCCAAGACAUGGCAAUUGGUGGUAAUAAGGGUAAAUUUGGAAAUUCAUAUGAAAAAGGUGAAUGGAGUAAUAGAGGUGGCUAUGAAGAAGACUGUUCUGUUGAUGACUGGAGCUCAAUAGAUGAAGCAACAGAUCUUGUUGAUGGUAGUGACAGAGAUGAUGAUGAAGCCAUUGCUGUGAAGGCUACUACAAGGUCUUCAAGGAGACCAACAAAAGGAUUAGAAGUUCUUCCAAGUUUUCCAACACCAAAAAUAGGGGCUAGGUACAAAAUUGUUGCAAAGAAGCCUACUCCUAGAUCUACUUUCACAAAGAAAGCAACAGAUCCAACCUCAACAUGCACAAGUAAAGGGGUUCCAAUAGAUCCUGUUGAGAAGGCCAGAAGGAGAAAGGAAAAGGCCAAACUUGCAAAUAAGAGGUAUAAAACAUUGCCACAAAGUAAUGAGUCUUACAAGGGGAAAAACUUAACCCCUAAAAAAGGGAAGAAGGGAGAUCUAGUACAUCCAUCCCAAUCAGCUCCAGUGGAUAAUGAUGAUGAGGGCAUAUACAAUGAUAAUGAUGGGAGAGACAGUGAAUAUGCUCCAAGUGAUGAUGCUGGCAAGUUGAGGGACUCAUCAAUAGAUUCUGAAGAUGACAUUUUUCCUACUCCUAAGGCAAUAGAUAGACCAAGGAGAGCUGUAAAUGUCUACUUUAAUCUUGCUUGGGAGGUCCUUAUUUUUGAAGUGGGAAUGAGGUUUCAAAGUUCCAAACAAUUCAAGGAAGCAAUCAAACAUUAUUCUAUGAGGAAAGGAUGUCCUCUUAUACACAUCAGGAAUGAACCUAAGACGCAGAGAAAUCCUAACAACAAGAUGAUGACUUGUGAGAUGGUGGCUGAGUACUUCAAGAGUAGAAUUUAUGCCACUCCUUUCAUAAAAUGUAAAAACAUGAUGACAUUUGCUUAUAAUGAGCUUAGGAUAAAUGUUGACUUCAAGAAAUGUGAAAUGGCAAAAGAAUGGUUAUAUUGUGCAAAGCACCUCUACUGCAAUCUUGCAAGGCGAAAUAAAGGUGAUGACAUCACGCUUGCAUUUUGGUUGGCAUGUAGGGCAACCAAUGAGUUCGACUAUCUGGACAAAAUGGAUGCUUUGAAGGCAUUGUCUAAGGAGGCUUAUGUUGAACUGAAUGAAUUGCAUGGUAAUUUCUUGUGCAAAGCCUUUUUGGAUGAGCAUUGUAAGUCUGAUGUGGUUCAUAAUAAUAUGUGUGAGACUUUUAAUGCAUGGAUUUUGGGUGCAAAAUGCAAGACCAUUAUUUCAAUGUUUAGGACUUUAAUUGACCAGUGAUGGAGAGAUUUAAAGACAAAAAGUUGUUUGUUGAUACAUGGGCAACUAAUAUUGCACCUAGAGUUCUGAAGAAAAUUAAUGAUAAUAAUAACCUGUCAAUACAAUGCAAUGUUCGGUGGAAUGGUGACAACAACUUUGCUGUGUUUGAUUAGCAUACACAGCAUACACAUGUGGUCAAUGUCUAGGAAAGAAAUUGCUCAUGUAGAG
This is a messenger RNA of Rubroshorea leprosula, 2159 nucleotides long. Lineage: Eukaryota; Viridiplantae; Streptophyta; Magnoliopsida; Malvales; Dipterocarpaceae. The record is from the annotation of a GenBank genome assembly.